Dermatophagoides farinae (American house dust mite) is the source of this 732-nucleotide messenger RNA. Its product is annotated as soma ferritin. NCBI's taxonomy places the organism in Eukaryota, Metazoa, Arthropoda, Arachnida, Sarcoptiformes, Pyroglyphidae. The record is from RefSeq and is a predicted model, not a curated record. Gene Ontology annotation, cellular component: cytoplasm. Gene Ontology annotation, biological process: iron ion transport; intracellular iron ion homeostasis. Gene Ontology annotation, molecular function: ferric iron binding; ferrous iron binding.
AUAUUUUUUUUUGUUCUUUUUAUUGGUAAAUUUUCCUUUUCGUGAAAAAAAAAUAAAUACAAAACAAAAACAAACGAUUGCAUCAUCAUGGCUGAAUCAUCUCAAAUUUCAAUGGUUCGACAGAAUUAUCACAAAGAAUGUGAAGCUGGUGUUAAUAAACAAAUCAAUCUUGAAUUGUAUGCGUCGUAUGUCUAUCAGCAAUUGGCUUUCCAUUUUGAUCGCGAAGAUGUUGCUUUGCCUGGAUUUCGUAAAUUUUUCGAUGAAUCCAGUAAAGAAGAACGUGAACAUGCCGAAAAAUUGAUGAAAUUUCAGAAUCAACGUGGUGGCCGUAUUGUAUUGCAUGAUAUACCUAAACCAGUGAAACAGGAUUGGACAUCCGGUUUGGAAGCAAUGGAAGCAGCAUUGGAAUUGGAAAAAACUGUCAAUCAAUCAUUGUUGGAUUUACAUGCUGUUGCCACUAAAAAUAAUGAUGUUCAAUUUGCCGAUUUUCUUGAAACACAUUAUUUAACUGAACAAGUUGAAGCAAUCAAAAAAUUGGCCGAUUAUGUUACACAAUUACGUCGUUGUGGUCUUGGUUUGGGUGAAUAUCUUUUCGAUAAACAUACCCUACAAUGAUGAUGAUAAUCAUAAUCAUAACAAAAAAAAAAAAAAAUAAACAUCGAUAAAUCAACAGCAAAACGAAAUUGGAACAGAAAAAAAAUCACUACCGUAGAAGAACAUUAUCAGCAACAA